GCUGCGGAGCGGAGCGCUCGCGGGCGGGGGAAGCUCCGGAAGCCGCGGUUGCCUGGACGGCGGGCCCAGGCCUGAGUAUUGGAAGGCCGCAGCCGGGCCGGGUUCUCGGGCUUUCCGCCGCCAGUAGAGCUGCGCUGGCGCCUCCUUCCUUGGAGGACCGAGGUCCCUGGUCGUCCCGAGCUCAUUUCUCUAGAGCGGCUGGAGACGUGGCGCCAUGAGGAGCCGCAGUAACUCAGGGGUCCGACUGGACAGCUACGCCAGGCUAGUGCACCAGACCAUCCUGUGCCAUCAAAAUCCAGUGACUGGUUUGCUUCCAGCUAGCUAUGAUCAGAAAGAUGCCUGGGUCCGGGAUAAUGUGUACAGCAUCUUGGCUGUGUGGGGUUUGGGCCUGGCCUAUCGGAAGAAUGCCGACCGCGAUGAGGAUAAGGCAAAGGCCUAUGAAUUGGAGCAGAGUGUAGUGAAACUAAUGAGGGGACUGCUGCACUGCAUGAUGAGACAGGUGGAUAAAGUAGAAUCCUUCAAGUAUAGUCAGAGUACCAAGGAUAGCCUCCAUGCCAAGUAUAACACCAAAACUUGUGCUACUGUGGUGGGUGAUGACCAGUGGGGACACUUGCAGUUGGAUGCUACCUCUGUGUACCUGCUCUUCUUAGCACAAAUGACUGCUUCAGGACUUCAUAUCAUCCACAGUCUAGAUGAAGUCACUUUCAUACAGAACCUUGUGUUUUACAUUGAAUCUGCAUAUAAAACUGCUGACUUUGGGAUCUGGGAGCGUGGAGACAAGACCAACCAAGGGAUCUCAGAAUUGAAUGCCAGUUCAGUCGGAAUGGCAAAGGCAGCUCUAGAAGCAUUAGAUGAACUGGACCUGUUUGGUGUGAAAGGUGGGCCUCAAUCAGUUAUCCAUGUCCUGUCAGAUGAAGUACAGCACUGCCAGUCUAUCCUUAAUUCAAUACUCCCCCGGGCUUCAACAUCCAAAGAGGUUGAUGCUAGCCUACUUUCAGUUAUUUCCUUCCCAGCCUUCGCAGUAGAGGAUAGCCAGUUGGUGGAGCUCACGAAACAGGAAAUCAUCACCAAGCUUCAGGGUCGUUAUGGUUGUUGUCGCUUUCUCCGAGAUGGAUAUAAAACUCCUAAAGAGGAUCCCAAUCGUCUAUACUAUGAACCAGCUGAGCUGAAGUUGUUUGAAAACAUUGAGUGUGAAUGGCCAUUGUUCUGGACAUACUUUAUCCUCGAUGGGAUAUUCAGUGGCAAUGCAGAGCAGGUUCAAGAGUAUAGAGAGGCUCUUGAAGCAGUCCUCAUUAAGGGGAAAAAUGGAGUACUGCUUCUGCCAGAGCUGUACAGUGUUCCUCCUGACAAGGUUGAUGAAGAAUAUCAAAAUCCUCACACUGUGGACCGAGUCCCCAUGGGCAAGUUACCUCAUAUGUGGGGUCAGUCUCUGUAUAUCUUAGGAAAUUUAAUGGCAGAGGGGUUUUUAGCUCCUGGAGAAAUUGAUCCCCUGAAUCGUAGGUUUUCUACUGUACCAAAGCCAGAUGUUGUGGUUCAAGUCUCCAUUUUGGCAGAGACAGAAGAGAUCAAGUCAAUUUUGAAAGACAAUGGGAUUGAUGUGGAGACCAUUGCUGAGGUGUACCCUAUCAGAGUACAACCUGCUCGUAUUCUCAGUCACAUUUAUUCCAGCUUAGGAUGCAACAGAAGACUGAAACUCAGUGGACGACCUUACAGACACAUGGGAGUGCUUGGAACUUCAAAACUCUAUGACAUUCGGAAAACAGUCUUUACCUUCACUCCACAGUUUAUAGAUCAACAACAGUUCUACUUGGCUUUGGACAACAAGAUGAUAGUGGAAAUGCUUAGAACAGACCUUUCCUACCUUUGCAGCCGCUGGAGAAUGACUGGCCAGCCGACUAUCACCUUCCCUAUCUCACACACCAUGCUUGAUGAGGAUGGAACCAGCUUGAAUUCAAGUAUCCUGGCAGCACUCCGAAAAAUGCAAGAUGGCUAUUUUGGUGGGGCAAGAGGACCUGACUGGAACACUGGAUUGCAUGAUGAAGAGGGUAUGACUGUCAGAGAGCUACUUACUGACCUGUAUGGCAAAGUUGGAGAAAUUCGUCACUGGGGCCUGAUCCGAUACAUUUCGGGAAUCUUAAGGAAGAAGGUGGAAGCACUUGAUGAGGCCUGUACAGACCUCCUCUCCCACCAGAAACACUUGACAGUUGGACUCCCUCCAGAACCUCGAGAAAAGACCAUUUCUGCACCUCUGCCCUAUGAAGAGCUCACUCGGCUGAUAGAUGAAGCCAGUGAAGGGGACAUGAGUAUUUCAAUCCUUACACAGGAAAUAAUGGUGUAUCUAGCCAUGUAUAUGCGAACUCAGCCUGGCCUCUUUGCUGAAAUGUUUCGACUUCGAAUUGGUCUGAUCAUACAAGUUAUGGCAACAGAACUGGCCCAGUCCCUUCGAUGUUCAGCUGAGGAGGCCACAGAGGGCCUGAUGAAUCUAAGUCCUUCAGCCAUGAAGAACCUCCUGCAUCAUAUUCUCAGUGGCAAGGAGUUUGGAGUGGAACGAAGUGUUCGUCCCACUGAUUCAAAUAUCAGCCCUGCUAUAUCUAUCCAUGAGAUUGGUGCUGUUGGAGCAACCAAAACAGAACGAACUGGGAUCAUGCAAUUAAAAAGUGAGAUAAAGCAGGUGGAAUUUCGGAGACUCUCUGUCUCAACUGAGAUUCAGUCACCUGGAAUCUCUGUGACUCCGAGCAGUGGGUCCUUUUUUAGUGCAUAUGGCCAACAGAUAUCUAGAGAUAAUCGUCAAGGUCAAUGGCAACGCCGAAGAAGAUUGGAUGGAGCACUUAACAGAGUCCCAAUUGGAUUUUAUCAAAAAGUAUGGAAAGUUUUGCAGAAGUGUCAUGGACUUUCUGUGGAAGGUUUUGUUCUUCCUUCUUCAACCACCAGAGAGAUGACUCCAGGCGAGAUUAAAUUUUCUGUUCAUGUGGAAUCUGUUCUGAAUCGUGUUCCUCAGCCAGAGUACCGCCAGCUUCUGGUUGAAGCCAUCCUUGUCCUUACCAUGUUGGCAGAUAUUGAAAUUCAUAGUAUUGGAAGCAUCAUUGCUGUAGAAAAAAUAGUGCAUAUUGCCAAUGACUUGUUCCUUCAAGAACAGAAAACCCUCGGCGCAGACGAGAUCAUGUUGACAAAGGAUCCUGCUUCUGGCAUCUGUACUCUUCUGUACGACAGUGCACCCAGUGGCAGGUUUGGCACCAUGACCUACCUCUCCAAGGCAGCUGCCACCUACGUGCAGGAGUUCCUGCCCCACAGCAUCUGUGCCAUGCAGUAGCUUCUGGGAGCCUUUUAACAUCUGGUUCUUGCCUCAGUUGAUUGUAAAUGAAACUGAAAUGUGAUUGCCCGAUCACUCCCACCCUUCCCCUUUUUACCCCACCUCUCCCAAGAAGAACAAAGUUUUCUGAGAAACUAACUGCUAUUGAAGUGAACUCUGGCUUGAAGAUGUGUGCUUAUCCAGGCACUUCACUGUGGGCCUUAAUUUUUUCAUGGUUCAUAAAAGUUUGCAUGUGUUUUUAUUCUCUAGAUCUAUUACCAACUUAGUUUUCUAACUCCUGUUUGGGGAACAGAUAUUAAUAAUUUAUUCCUAAGGUUUGGUUUUUCUUAUGUGGCUUUAUUGUGUGAAGGAGUGGUGGGUGCUUUGGGAAGUUAUUUCAAGUGAAUAAACCCCAAUUGUUGGGUUUUAUGCUGCCGUAAAUUGGAAAUGUCUAUUUUAAAUGCCUUUUCCUGGGGAAAAAAAGAGUAGCGUGAUAUGGUUUCCUUUUUUACUCACAUGUUGCCUUACACAGUAAUGAACACCUCUCUGUGUAGAAUUAUUGUUUGAUGAAAUAUUAAAAAUAUUAAUGCAGUGUGCAUAUUUAAGGAUUUGUGUAUUAACACUUGAAGUCACAUUUUGUGAAGAUUGCUGGUACUCAUAGAUGUAUUUGCAGCAGAAAGUGCAGAAUAACCCAGAGCAAAGGAGACCCUAGCCCAAGUCCAGAGAGUAAGAUAGAAGAAGAGAUGAUGCUGAGUGGUGUUGUGCACCCAGGGAGCUGAGGGGAGUCAGAGGUGGGUUAGUGCCCUAAAGACAGCCUUGUGCACACUUAAGUCUUACUUGUGAAGAGUGGGCCAACAGGCAACAUGGAGAAUAAUUGAAGCCUCUGUCUUUGCCAAAGAGCAGCACAACAUAGCGCUUUUCCAGGCACUCUUUCCUUAUGCUCUCCUGGUCUCUGUCUCAUUCACCUACUCACCUUCUACAGCAUCCAGUCCCCUCCCCUCCCCAACUCUCUGCCCUUCCAACUGUUCUUAAACUCUUUCAUGUACAUUUUCACUUCCUCAUUCUAGUAUUCAUGUCUCUAUAUGUCUUGAUAUCUAUAUAAAACACCUGCUUUGUUUUAUCUGUCUAAACAUAUGUGAGAAUUUUUCUGAAAGUUGAUGUGUCUAUAUAUCUACCUGUAUCUACAUUUGAUAGACCGAGUAAGAAUGCAAAUAUGAGUGUUGCGUGAGACAAAGGUGUGACUGUGUCCUCAGGCUGACUGGGAGAACCCUUAAGUUCUCUUCCUUGGCCCCAUGUUUAGGCGGCCUCUUUUGAAGAAUGUUUCUCCUAACUUUCUAUCUUGUUCAGUUCAGACUGCUAUAACAAAGUACCAUAGACUGGGUGGCUUAAGAAACAUUUAUUUCUCACAGUUCUGGAGGCUGUCAAGUCCAAGAUCAGAUUGCCAAAAGAUUCAGUGUCUCAUGAGGGUCCACUUCUAGUUUGCACAUAGCCACUUUCUUGCUAUUUCCUCACAUGGCACAGAGAAAACUUUAGUCUCUUCCUCUUCUUACAAGGGCACUAAUCUCAUUGUGGGAAUGCCAACCUCAUGACUGACUACCUCCAGAAGGUCCCAACUCUCUAAAUACCAUCACUUUGGGAGUGAAGGUUUUAAUAUAAGAAGUUUGGUGGACAUGAACAUUCAGUCCAUAGCACUUUCCUUCUCCUGAUAUGGGUGUAAAGAUUACUCAUUUCCCUAUUUGUACUCAGAUAACUUUCCACUUCAAUCCCCUCCUUUCCCUCAAUUUUUUGUUCCCUCCAAGAAUGGAGGUGGGGGAAUCUCGAAACAGUUCUUACAGAAUCAUUGACAAUCUUAUGAGCACACAUGCAUGAGUGAGCAUAGUGGGUGAUAGAAAACAGUGGAAAUAGAGAGGAUGGCCAACCUCUUCAGCACCUGUCUUAAAGCAAAUGGAAACACACACUAAGUAGUUUUCUGACUAUGUGAUUUUUUUUCUGUCAUUAUCAAGAAAAGUUACAACCCGUUCUGAAACUCUUUUCACUGGUUGCAAGUGUACCCCAACCAUGGGGAGUAAAUCUGGAGUGGCUCCAGUGAAGUACCCCAUACCCUCCCAUGAUAAGUUGCCUGAACUGAGGCUGAUGGCUGCAUUUCUCUGGGUUUACUAAAUUGUUUAUCACUGUGGCCCCCACAAAGUGUUAGUUUUAGAAAUCUUUUGUAUUUUGUUCAUUAUAAGCAUGUGAUGCUAAAUGACAUGUUACUCUGUUAAAGCACUUAUAUUUUGAAAAUAGAAUAAAGAAUUAGAAUUUUCAAUAAAUCAUGUCUGGUUCCAGUUUGCAAAAAUUUUAUGUGUUUUUAUGGUUGGAGUUAUUUCAUACUGUAGUACCGUCAAAGCUUAUUAAUUGGGUCAAAAUGAAAUAAUCUCU
This is a messenger RNA of Talpa occidentalis (Iberian mole), 5707 nucleotides long. RefSeq names its product phosphorylase kinase regulatory subunit alpha 1 (gene PHKA1). Gene Ontology annotation, biological process: glycogen metabolic process. The transcript is spliced from 28 exons. NCBI's taxonomy places the organism in Eukaryota, Metazoa, Chordata, Mammalia, Eulipotyphla, Talpidae. The record is from RefSeq and is a predicted model, not a curated record. Gene Ontology annotation, molecular function: calmodulin binding. The coding region runs from base 215 to 3310 and encodes 1031 amino acids. Gene Ontology annotation, cellular component: phosphorylase kinase complex.